AUGUUCUCUAAGGCAAUCACAACAGUUAUUGGGUUGGUGUUUCUAUUUGGUGUUCAAUUAACAUUUGGGGAGCCUAUUUACAAUGUGAUUGACUAUGCUGCUAAAGGAGAUGGCAAAACUAAUGAUACAGAUGCAUUUUUAAAAACAUGGGAAGCAGCAUGUGGAGAUUGGAGCUACUCAACUCUCCUCAUCCCCUCAGGAAAAACUUUUCUCUUGAGUGGAAUCACUUUUUCUGGUCCAUGCAAAAAUAACAUUCACGUUCAGCUUAGUGGAAAUAUUACAGCACCAAAUACUUUAUGGACAAGGGAAGAGACCAACUUGGUGACAUUCAUCAACAUCAACAACCUCACAUUGGAUGGAAUAAACCUGAAGAACAGUCCAAGCAAGCAUAUGACAUUUUACGCUUGUAACGGCGUUUUCGUUGACUGGGUCUUCAUUACGGCGCCCGGCGACAGCCCCAACACCGACGGCAUCCUCGUCGCCGAUUCCCAUCACGUCCAAAUCCAGUGGACCACCAUCGGUACCGGAGAUGAUUGCAUUGCGAUUUUAUCCGGUUCGUCGGACGUGAACAUCACUGGGAUAACAUGUGGGCCUGGGCACGGCAUCAGCGUAGGGAGUCUGGGGGGGCGUGGUGAGACAGCCAAGGUAGAGCGAAUCCAUGUCUCCUACUGCAACAUUUUUCAGGCUUUGACUGGUGCAAGAAUCAAAACAUGGCAGGGAGGAGCAGGAUAUGCAAAGGAGAUCACUUUUAAGAACAUCAACAUGUCCUCUGUUCAGACUCCCAUCGAUAUUGACCAGAACUACUGCCCUUCAGGAAAUUGCCCCCAAAAGCCGGGAGCGGUGGCGAUAAGCAAUGUGGAAUUCAUGGACAUACACGGGACGUCAGCAGACGAGGUCGCCGUAAAACUCGAUUGCAGCGACAGCGUUCCGUGCAGGGAACUCCUUUUCGGCGGCAUUUUGCUCACCUGGGAGGGGAAGUCGGCGCCGGCGAAAGCCACCGCCGUCAAUGCCUAUGGCAAAACUGUUGGGAUGGUUACACCCCCAAUUUCCCUCAAAUAGCAAAGUUGUGGGAAUGAUUCUUUUUAUGUUCUCCCUUUUUAUGGUUGAAAUUGAUUUAGUUUUGAUAACUUAGAAAAUUUGUCACUCUCUAGGUGAAAAAAAACAAAUGAAAGAGGGGAAGAGUAGUUUUAGUGGAAACAUA
This is a messenger RNA of Ananas comosus (pineapple), 1201 nucleotides long. RefSeq names its product polygalacturonase-like. Gene Ontology annotation, molecular function: polygalacturonase activity. NCBI's taxonomy places the organism in Eukaryota, Viridiplantae, Streptophyta, Magnoliopsida, Poales, Bromeliaceae. The transcript has 9 exons. The coding region runs from base 1 to 1059 and encodes 352 amino acids. Gene Ontology annotation, biological process: carbohydrate metabolic process. The record is from RefSeq and is a predicted model, not a curated record.